GUUCUGCUCAGAACUGUUGUUCAUCUACCAAAGCUGUCCACGCUGCGUCUGCACAGACCGUGACGUUAAGCGCAGACUCCCGUCUGCAAUCCAGCUGGCAAAUAAGUGAUGCCCUGCAAAGAUUUUUCAAGAGGACGAAUAAUCCGCACAGAGCUCCACUGUGGAGAGUUGGGGGGCGGGGCCAGGAGCGAGUUGUGACUGCACGGAGUUUGCAUACUUCAUAGUUGAUGGUCAGAGAGCAGCAAAACUGACAAGUCCAUGCUUCAUAAUAACACAAAAAACAAACCGGACCGCGCUGCCUGUCACUGCAAAGACAAGCCAGGGGAAACACAGCAGCGCGCUCCUCUGGACUCGGGUUCGGAGUGUUUAUAAUAUCUGGUUUGAGGAUGGAGGGGGCCGGUCUGCCCUCGGUGCUCCACGGCGCGGCUCAGCGCUCUCAAGUACGUUGUGCAGGAGGAGCGCCUCUACAGGAAGCAGAGUAACGCCCGAGAACACAGUACUGCACGACAGAUGUCGACGAGAUGCAGACGGAGCGUGCAAAGAGGAUGGACUCUGCAGGAGAAGAAGCGUCCCUGAAUUCACCUGAGCUGCCCUGGAACCAGCUCUAUUUGAAGAGAAGGACCGAGUCCAGGAUCCAGUUAAGGAGGAGAGUGUGCUUCACAGGCCCUGCUGCUGCUGCUGCUGUUACCGGGGUAUUGGCAAUCCUCAUACUGGCUGCUGGCAGUGUGAGCAGCGACAGUGAGUUUGUGAAAGUCCCGAUCUCAGUGAAGUGUACUGAGGGGCAGGACUGUAUCCUGAGCUGCUCUUUCAACUACACAGUUGGAAGCUGGGACAUGUGGUCCUAUGUGGUCUGGAGAAGAGCAGAAACGGACUACAUCGUUCACAGUUACCAUGACAACAUGGACCAGCUUGACCAUCAGCUCCCUCAGUAUGUGAACAGGACCAGCCUGUUUGAUUCUGAGCUGCAGCACGGGAACGCUUCACUGCUGCUGAGGAGAGUCAGGGACAGAGAUGCUGGGAAUUACAGCUGCUCUGUUUACACACCUGGGGGGUUUGCGUUGGGUCUGACUGAGGUAGUCGUGGUCCCAGCUCAAGGAUUCUCCUGGGCGAUUUCAGUUUGGGUAACUGCAGGUCUGUGUGCAGUCCUUUUUCUUCAGAUCUCUGUCUACAUAAUGUUGAAAAAAAUCCCUGAUGUUACUUUGAAAGCUCAGUACAGUCCACCCCAGGCAGUUGGUGUAGGACAGGAUUUUGAAAAGGCAGAAUUCCCCUAUACUUUCAACAUCUGCAGUUUAAUACAACCUCCCAAAGAUGAAAUACGACUAAAUUAGAAAGAACAGCAAAAACCUUUAUGAGGUCUUUUUGUUAAAAUGUUUAAAAACACACAAACACACAAAGUGGAUAAUGUUGAGUGUAUGUAGUUAAAACAUGAUGUAUAUGCCGACUAUUAUAUUUGAGUUUUCUAUUAAAGGGUAUAUAAGAACCUU
This is a messenger RNA of Acipenser ruthenus (sterlet), 1484 nucleotides long. RefSeq lists its product as uncharacterized. The coding region runs from base 522 to 1328 and encodes 268 amino acids. The transcript is spliced from 3 exons. Gene Ontology annotation, cellular component: external side of plasma membrane. Gene Ontology annotation, biological process: immune response; cell surface receptor signaling pathway; T cell costimulation. The record is from RefSeq and is a predicted model, not a curated record. Lineage: Eukaryota; Metazoa; Chordata; Actinopteri; Acipenseriformes; Acipenseridae.